Molecule: messenger RNA, 1804 nt
Organism: Solanum verrucosum
Lineage: Eukaryota; Viridiplantae; Streptophyta; Magnoliopsida; Solanales; Solanaceae
Product: probable arabinosyltransferase ARAD1
Exons: 9
Coding region: 132-1652 (506 amino acids)
Molecular function (GO): glycosyltransferase activity
Source: RefSeq, a predicted model, not a curated record
GCAAUUUAAUCUGCCAUUUUCUAUUUUUCUUUCCAAUUUCUUAAAUAUUCUCCAAGCUGUAGAGUCUGAGAUUUAACAAUUGUCUCUCUGUGGUGUUGAGCAGUGAAUGAGUGAUUCAAUCAUCUAAAAAAAUGGCCGGAAGACAUUACACUGCUGCUUCUGGAACCUUCAAACCCAGAUCUCCGGCAUUAUUUUUACUCCUUGCUCUUCUCGCUCUCACUCUCUUCUACAUCUUCUCCAUCUCCACCUCUUCUAACUCCAUCGGCAACCUCAUCUCCUCCCGGAACCCUAACUCCGGUAUCGAUUACUCCUUCGUUUCUUCACUCGAGAAAUUCCUUACCAAAUCUCCGCGAUCCGUAACGGCCGGUGAAGAUACAGUUUCAGGAACGACGUCGGUGGAGGAUGCUAGAAAAUUAGAUGAUUCCAUUUGGAAGAAUGAGAAUCAAAGGCUUUAUGAUGAGCCGUUUUACCCUGCCUUUUCGCCUCUCAAGGUUUAUGUUUACGAAAUGCCGGCGAAAUUCACUUAUGAUUUGCUUUGGUUGUUUCAUAACACGUAUAAAGAGACUUCUAAUCUUACCUCUAAUGGUAGUCCUGUUCACCGCUUGAUCGAACAGCAUUCAAUUGAUUACUGGUUGUGGGCGGACUUGAUAGCGCCAGAAUCAGAGAGAUUACUGAAGAAUGUAGUUAGAGUAUACAAGCAGGAGGAAGCUGACCUGUUUUAUAUUCCGUUCUUCACUACCAUUAGCUUCUUUUUGAUGGAGAAGCAGCAAUGCAAGGCUCUUUAUAGGGAAGCUCUGAAAUGGGUUAUGGAUCAACCAGCUUGGAAUAGAUCCGAGGGAAGAGAUCACAUACUUCCAGUUCAUCAUCCUUGGUCUUUCAAGUCUGUCCGCAAGUUUAUGAAGAAAGCUAUUUGGUUGCUCCCUGAUAUGGACUCAACAGGGAACUGGUACAAGCCUGGGCAAGUUUAUCUCGAGAAAGACCUGAUACUUCCUUAUGUCGCCAAUCUCGAUCUAUGUGAUGCUAAAUGUUUAUCUUCAUCAAGGAGAACUACGCUGCUAUUUUUCCGGGGAAGACUUAAAAGAAAUGCUGGUGGUAAGAUACGUGCCAAACUUGUGGAAGAACUCCGUGGUGUAGAUGGAGUAUCCAUUGAAGAAGGGACUGCUGGAGAAGGAGGAAAAGAAGCAGCACAGAGUGGCAUGCGAAAGAGUAUAUUUUGCCUAAAUCCAGCUGGUGACACCCCAUCAUCAGCCAGAUUGUUUGAUGCAAUUGUCAGCGGCUGCAUUCCUAUCAUAGUCAGCGACGAACUAGAGCUUCCUUUUGAGGGGAUUCUUGAUUAUCGGAAGAUUGCUCUGUUUGUCUCUUCUAGUGAUGCUUUGCAGCCAGGAUGGCUUUUGUCAUUUCUAAAAAGUGUUAGUACAGCUCAAAUUAAAGAGAUGCAAGCGAACUUGGCUAAGUAUGCUAGGCAUUUUCUUUAUUCUCAUCCAGCUCAGCCGCUAGGUCCUGAAGACUUAGUCUGGAGAAUGAUGGCAGGAAAGCUGGUCAACAUCAAGCUUCACACUCGAAGGUCACAACGGGUGGUGAAAGGAUCCAGAAGUGUGUGCACUUGUGAGUGCAGAAGUCCCAAUGCUACAAGCCCAGGUCCAUUGUCUUGAUUGUAGAUCGCAGAUGUUUCCUUUUUUUGUCACUCAACAAAAAAUUGUCUUUUUUCUCCUUAUAUAAAUUUGCACUUCAACGUUUGAUAUAGUUCUAUGAGACUUGGGCAAAAUGUGAUUGUGUAAGUAAGAACUAAGUAAAUGUGAUUUUU